Aedes aegypti (yellow fever mosquito) is the source of this 788-nucleotide messenger RNA. RefSeq lists its product as uncharacterized. The transcript is spliced from 2 exons. NCBI's taxonomy places the organism in Eukaryota, Metazoa, Arthropoda, Insecta, Diptera, Culicidae. The coding region runs from base 36 to 470 and encodes 144 amino acids. The record is from RefSeq and is a predicted model, not a curated record.
AUCCGACAUCCAAGUAACCGAACGACUUUGAUAAGAUGAGAAGCACUUGGGUCGCUGUGCUGACCAUUCUACUCAUAGUAGGCUCUGAAUACACAGUUUUGGCGGCGAUAGAAGACCAUGCGACCCCAUCGAACGGAACGGAAGCCAGAGCAGUUGGUGAAGCACGUGGCGAUUGGUUCAAUCAAAUUGGUGAGUUUAUUUCUCCUUAUCAGAAUACUGAGAACAUACUACUGGUGAUCGAUUUUUCCUUUGGAAUAGGAUUCCCGCAGCAGUUUUUCGGAGCACAACUGGCGUGGUUCAACGUGGGGUUUUAUUUCAUGUUGGCGUUUCUGAAAGUGUUUCUUCUGAUGGGAAUUUGGCCGGUUUUCAACGAAAAGUAUGAAGAGGAACCGACGGUCUACAACGGAAUCUCCGGAUAUGGCCACAAUCAUGUUUAUUACAGUAUUCCAUCAUGGCCGACUUAUGGUUGAUCUCUGAACAAUAGUUUUGUUCAUUCUGUGAUAUAAGCUAAUUUGUUAUUUAUAAUCAAUAAAGUAAUGUAUUUUAUAAAUAAAGGCAAAUUAUUCAUGUUUUUCUUGUAUGACAUCAACCUUGUAACAAUAUCGGUGUUAUUAGACUUUCAAAACCCAAUUUUUAAUAGUAAGCAAGUUAUAAGACCAUGACAAUUCUUGUUAUGUUACUUGAACUAUGUACCUCGUGCAAAAGGAUUCUGCUGCCUUAAACCUUCGUGCAUGUAUCCUCAACAUCAUUCAAAUGUUCAUCGUAGCGCUGCUUCCGCCUUUCGAUCA